Molecule: messenger RNA, 1062 nt
Organism: Aspergillus wentii DTO 134E9
Lineage: Eukaryota; Fungi; Ascomycota; Eurotiomycetes; Eurotiales; Aspergillaceae
Exons: 1
Coding region: 1-1062 (353 amino acids)
Cellular component (GO): extracellular region
Molecular function (GO): IgE binding
Source: RefSeq, a predicted model, not a curated record
AUGCAGUGGAAGUCUUUGCUGCUGCUCGCUGCGGCUGUCUCCGUCGAGGCUCGCCUUCACGGCCACGUCCGCCGCCAUGCUCACCACCAUGAGAAUUCCAACAUCGAAGCCAGGGAUGCCAGUGGCGGUGUUGCCACAGAGGUCCAGACCUCCACUGCCCUCGACGUGGACGUCGUCAUGGUCACCAAGACCGUCACUGACUAUCCCGCCGGUGGUGGUGCCCCAACCACAACCGUCCAGGUCGUGCCUGCUACCCAAACCACUGAUCACGCUAUCCCAACCACCACCUCCACCCACACUAGCUUCCACACCUCCACCUCCACUCGCUCUGAAGCUUCAGCUGCCACCAAAACCCACACCACCCACACCGCAGCUGCAACCAAGACCUCAACAGCCUCCGAUUCCUCCAACUGGACUGCCACCCCUGCCGGCGGUUCCUUCUCCACAGCCGGCUUCGGCAAACGUACCACCGCCUCCGGCACUGGUAACACAUACAAGGGUAAUGUCGGUAGCCCCUGGGGAAGCAACAUCAUCGAAGUCUCCAGUGCAAAGGCCCACAACUACAAGUAUGUCGUCAAGUUCACCGGCAGCAACAAGGACCCCUGGACCGUCGUCAUCUGGAACAAGAUCGGCCCCGAUGGAAAGAUGGACGGAUGGUACGGACACUCCGCCCUGAACCUUACCAUUGAAGCUGGCGAGUCCAAGUACGUUGCCUUCGAUGUGAACUCCCAGGGUGGAUGGGGUGCCGCUAAGGGUACCAAGCUGCCCACCGACAACUACGGCGGUUACUCCUGCACCUGGGGAGAGUUCGACUUUGGUGACAGCAAGAACAAGGCCUGGUCAGGAUGGGAUGUCUCGGCCAUUCAGGCCCAGGCCGCUAGCCAAGAUGUGCAAGGAAUGCGUAUCUGUGAAUCGUCCGGCUCGAGAUGUUCGUACAUCACAACCGGUGCUGAGAAGGUUGUGAAUGCAUACACGAAGGACAUGGCCGCGAUUGAUGGCAUCGGUGGUAAGGUCAACACUGACGCCGUGCGUUUGGCCGUGCAUGUCGACUUCAAUGAGUAG